AUGUGCCACACCAUCAAAACCUUGUUCUUCGACUUUGGCGUCAACCCCACCGUCUACGAGCUCGACCAGGUCCCCGGUGGCCGGGAGAUCGAGCAGGCCUUGGCUCGACACGGUGGUGGCGGUGACUUCCCUGUGGUGUUCAUCGGCGGCAACCUUGUCGGCGGCGCCAAUGAGAUCAUGACCCUUCAUCUCAAUGGUUCCUUGUCUGCCAUGCUCAAACGUGCUGGCGCUCUGUGGCUCUGA
This is a messenger RNA of Linum tenue, 243 nucleotides long. Lineage: Eukaryota; Viridiplantae; Streptophyta; Magnoliopsida; Malpighiales; Linaceae. The record is from the annotation of a GenBank genome assembly.